ACACCAACAAGAAUAAGAAAUUUUUGAGGUUGAUUGAUUGCCUUUGUCCCCCCCUCAAACUCUCUUAUUCUCUUGCCUCUUCUUCCAACAAACUUGCAGCAAGGAAGAACAAGUUGUCUUAAAAACAAUAACUCUCCCACAAGGUAGGAAGAGAAAGAAACAGUCACAAAACUAUAACCAUUAACAACAGAAUAGGACACACCCUGAAAUGGCACCAUGGCUUCUCUUAUACACCAUAGUUUUCUUCUUCUCAUGGUGCUCAUCACCCUCACUCUGUGACCCAAGAAUCUCAGAAGCAGGACUCUACUGCGGCACAACGAGAGCACCAUUGAAAGCUAACUUCAUCCCAAGCUUUAUCAAAGAAAUGGAGAAUCUCUCUCAGCUGGUAACUGACCACAACUGGGGCACUCACUCCGUCAACAUCUCCGGCAGCAUCCCCAUCUACGGCUUCGCGCAGUGCUUCCACGACCUCUCCCACACUGACUGCCUCCUCUGCUACGCCGCCAGCCGGACCAGGCUCCCCCGCUGCCUCCCUUCCCUCUCUGCUCGUAUCUACCUCGACGGCUGCUUCCUCCGCUACGACAACUACAGUUUCUACUCCGAGCGGACUGACCCUGCCAGGGAUGCGGUGAACUGCAGCUCGAGGCGCGGCGCGGCAGGUGGCGGAGUGGAGAGGUUGAGGCUGGAGAGGAGUGUAGGGAAGGUUCUUGAUGGAGUGGCUGUGAAGGCUGUGGCCAAGGGUGGUGGUUUUGCGGUGGGAGGAGGUGAGGGUGUUUAUGCAUUGGCGCAGUGCUGGAAAACGGUUAGCAAUGAGGGGUGUAGAGAUUGCUUGAGGAAAGCUGUGAAGGAGGUUAGAGGGUGCUUGCCUAAUAGGGAAGGGAGGGCAUUGAAUGCUGGGUGUUAUUUGAGAUACUCAACUGAGAAGUUCUAUAAUGAAAAAGGUGGAGAGUCUGAUAGUCAACAUGGGUCUUUAAAAAGAGGAGCAAUAAUCGCAGCAGUUUUAGCUGCAGCUGCAGUUAUAUUGCUGACUUUCUCUGUCUCUUAUGCAGCCUUCACAAAAUUGUCAAAGAUAAAAAAAGGAAACAAAAAUCUUGAUCAGAUUUCCCCUUCCAUGAGAAAAUCUAGUUUUAACUACAAAUACGAAACUCUUGAGAAGGCCACAGAUUACUUCAACUCUUCAAGAAAAAUAGGCCAAGGUGGAGCUGGUUCAGUUUUCAAAGGUGUUCUCCCGAAUGGGAAAGUUGUUGCUGUUAAGAGAUUGAUCUUCAAUAACAGGCAAUGGGUGGAUGAGUUCUUCAAUGAAGUGAAUUUGAUUAGUGGAAUUGAACACAAGAAUCUUGUCAAACUAUUGGGUUGUAGCAUUGAAGGCCCUGAGAGCCUUCUCGUGUAUGAGUACUUACCCAAAAAGAGUUUAGAUCAAUUUCUCUUUGAAAGGAAAAAAAAUGAGAUUCUAAACUGGAAGCAGCGGUUUAAUAUCAUUCUUGGUACAGCAGAAGGGCUUUCAUAUCUUCAUGAAGGUUAUAAAAUAAGAAUCAUUCAUAGAGACAUCAAAAGCAGCAACGUUCUUCUGGAUGAGAAUCUCAUUCCUAAGAUCGCAGAUUUCGGCCUUGCGCGGUGUUUUGGUGCUGAUAAGUCACAUUUAAGUACUGGAAUUGCAGGAACACUAGGUUACAUGGCUCCUGAGUACCUAACUAGAGGACAACUAACCGAUAAAGCUGAUGUCUAUAGUUUUGGAGUACUUCUUCUGGAGAUUGUAGGUGGAAGGAUGAAUAAUAUCUUCAGAGAGGAUUCUGGCUCUCUUCUACAAACUGUUUGGAAACUUUACCAAUCAAACACAUUGAUUGAGGCUGUUGAUUCUUGCUUGGGAGAUGAUUUUCCUGCAACUGAAGCAUCAAGGGUGAUUCAAAUUGGGUUGCUUUGUACACAAGCUUCUGCUUCCAUGAGGCCAACCAUGACCCAAGUUGUCCACAUGUUGAGUAAUUCAAAUAUUGAUGUCCCUGUACCAAAUCAACCUCCAUUUCUGAACACUGGAAAUCUAGACUCAGACAGCUCCAUAAAAUCUUACAGCACAAACAGCUUUGUGUCCAAUGCCUUAAAGAAGAUUGGAGUGUCCCACAGUUACUCUGAGUCAGAAUCCUCUGGUUCACACAACUCUUAUGAGCCAUCAAGAAGUGAAGAAGCGAUAAUUCAAGCUUGAUUUAUAUUAUAUUUCUUGGUUUUGGGGAGUUCAUGUCCAUAUGUUGUGUAUUAGCCAGAAAGGUUGAAAGAUUAGAGUUAGAACUAAUGAAGUCUUUUUUUAUUAUCCAUACAAACAAAUGUAAGAUAGUAGAAAGGAAAGAAGGUCGCUUGUUAAGGUUGAACACAAGUUCACUAAACUGUAUAAAGAUGAGAGAGCAGUAACAUAUAUACUUGUUUUCAAUGUUACCAUAAUAUUUUGGAAAAGCUUUUUGAUGACC
This is a messenger RNA of Lotus japonicus, 2456 nucleotides long. Its product is annotated as cysteine-rich receptor-like protein kinase 42. NCBI's taxonomy places the organism in Eukaryota, Viridiplantae, Streptophyta, Magnoliopsida, Fabales, Fabaceae. The record is from RefSeq and is a predicted model, not a curated record. Gene Ontology annotation, biological process: protein phosphorylation. Gene Ontology annotation, molecular function: ATP binding; protein kinase activity. The transcript is spliced from 6 exons. Bases 209 to 2197 code for a protein of 662 amino acids.